GAGAGAGCACAGAGUAGAGGAUUGUGCAUCAGUCUGUUGGCGCUCAAAUGGGUAAUUGCGCACACAGCCGACUGGACUAUAGUGGCGACUCCAAGUACGACCCAGGUGUGAAGGCGUCCUAUUUCUGAGCGGCAUGCAGGGAUCAGGGGGUUUGGACCGCUGCGGAAAACUUGCUUCUGCUGCUCAAGUCAUGCUCAAUGUGCAACUCUGAAGCCGCAUAAACUGAGACUGAGAGCAGUUUAACGCGUCUCUUAUCGUUCUUUUUUUUUUUAACCCCCCCUAGAGGAUUACUCCUUCCCUCGGUAACCAUGGGUUCUGUGAUGUUGGACUGGCGGUUAUCAUGUCUUCUUCUGCAGGCAGCUGUUUUGCUGCUGCUCAGCAAGGGGGAGAGGAUGUGCCCCGUGAGUUGUCGCUGCGAAGGAAAGAUUGUUUAUUGCGAGUCGGGCAUCUUCCACGACGUUCCAGAAAACAUCACCACGGGAUGCCAAGGUCUGUCUCUGCGUUACAACAACCUGCAGGUUCUGCUGCCGUACCACUUCGCUCAUCUCGGUCAGCUUGUGUGGCUUUACUUGGACCACAACUCAAUCAAUGCCAUAGAUGCUUUAGCUUUCCACGGGGUGCGCAGGCUGAAGGAACUGAUCCUGAGCUCAAACAAAAUAUCCCAUCUGCACAACAACACAUUCAGUGCCAUACCAAACCUGAGAAAUCUCGACUUAUCCUAUAAUCAGCUGCAGUCUCUCCAUCCCGGACAUUUCUACGGGCUGCGCAAGCUACAGAAUCUCCACUUCAGGUCCAAUGGACUGAAACAGAUCCUUGUUCGUACUUUUUUGGAAUGCCGCAGCCUGGAGUUCCUCGACCUGGGUUAUAACCGCUUGCGGAGCCUUACCCGCACCGCGUUUUUGGGGCUGUUCAAGUUGAGGGAGCUUCAUUUAGAGCACAAUCAAUUUACCAGGAUUAAUUUCUUUAUUUUCCCACGCCUCAGCAACCUCCAGGCUCUUUAUUUGCAGUGGAAUCGCAUACGAUUCAUCAAUCAAGGUGUGCCGUGGACUUGGCAGAAACUUCAGAAACUGGACCUCUCGGGGAAUGAAAUCCAAAUCUUGGAUCCCGCUGUUUUCCAGUGCAUGCCAAACUUACAGAUACUGAACCUCGAAUCAAACAAGCUGAGUAGCGUGCCUGUGGAGGCUGUGGCAGCAUGGACUUCGCUGACCACCAUCAGCCUGGCAGGUAACGCCUGGGACUGCAGCCCCAGCAUCUGCCCUCUCAUGACAUGGCUGAGAACCUUCAAAGACUCCAAAGACAUCAGCAUGAUAUGCAGCAGUCCCAAGUCUGUGCAGGGCGAAAGAGUGGUGGACGUAGUGAGAAACCACUCAGUAUGCAUAGACAUGUUAAAUGUGUUCUCGACCACUUUCAUCAUUAGGGGUUCAGCUGAAAUUGUGAACAUCACAGCUCCCCCGUCUCCCUCUGAUGUUACAGACCUGGCUGCACAGACAUCCACCGAUUCGCCUGUCCAGCCUGGCAGGACAGACAGAGAGACAACAGAGUCCACAACUGUGAGCUCUACAGCCCACAACUCCCCCGAAACCCCUACAUCAUUUAUCCCUGAGCUACAGUUUGAACAUAUGGCUUUCCAUAAAAUCAUUGCGGGCAGCGUAGCCCUGUUCUUGUCAGUGUCAUUGAUUCUGCUGGUUAUUUAUGUCUCGUGGAGGCGCUACCCCAACACCAUGAGGCAGCUGCAGCAGCACUCAGUCAACCAUAAGCGCAGAAAAAAGGCCCGCAAGCAGGAACAGGACCUUAACUCUCAGUUGCAAGAGUACUAUCUGAGCUACCACUCAAACUCUGAGACAAUGGACUCCUUGGUGAACGAGCCAAGGCCGUGCACGUGCACUAUAUCAGGAUCAAUAGAAUGCGAGGUCUGAGCUGCCCACUAAAACACGAGAUAUAAAGUGCAAUUGCUAAGCAGAGGUAGAUAGGGUUUGUUUCCCCUCCGAAAAAAAAAAAAGAUUAAGUGGUUUUUAUCUCUAAUAUGAGAUGAUAGAUUCUGCAGCAGUGAAUAAAAUACUGGGGGGCAUAGUACAAUAUAAUUAUAUGCAGAGAAAAGAAGAUUGGAAUGGAGAGAUAUAUUUGGAGAGCUAAUUAUCGCCCUGACUGACACAAGAACAGUGGCAGGGUCAGUCGGGUUAGCUGUGUCUGACCUUACAAAAAGACUGGAUCUUUGCUAACGCGAAAGUCAGCUCCACAGAGAGACUGACCUUAUUCUUAGUCAGAGUAUAUUGCCAUAGAACAUAUGAGCCAACAAAGCCACUUUUUACUUGCAACUGUUUUGUUUUUUUUUAAUUUAUUACUAUUAUAUAGCUUGUAAAGCAUUUUGGAUAAAUGUCAGUAUCUUUGAGUGUAUGUGUGUAUAUGAGUGUGCUAUGGGGAUGAACUAAUAGGACUGCACCUUAUUCUCACAGAUAGUUUUUGUCCAGUUAAAUUAUUUUUGCAUUGGGCCCCACAGCAUAGCAGUAGCACUACCAUAAAAAUGGACGGGGGUGGGGGGCAAUCACAGAGAACAAUCUUGUCCUGAGAUCAUAUGCAUGAGGCCGUUCUCUUUACUUUAGAUGCUUCUUUCUCCUGUAAAAGGAUCUGUCCUGACUACAGAAAAAAAAGAGAAAAAAUAUGUGUGCCAUUUGAUUUGUUGUGAGAAAAGCCACACAGAUGAACCGUAUUUAAAUACCCAUGAGUCUGAAUCUCAGGACUGACGUUUUCCAAGCUGUACAAAUCUGUCAGGUCCAACAGAAGGCCUUGUGUGUGUGUCAAGAAGUAACAAUGUUGACUUUCAACAUAUUUUGUAUUGAUUACCGCUGUCAUUGUAUGGACUGUUUGUGUAAAGACGUAAUAAUGUGGAUACUAGGAAUUCUAUGUGACUGUAUAAUUAAAAGAAACACUGACAACUGAUGAAAAAAAAGAGAGAAGAAGAUGUGUGUGUGAUGAGAACGCUGACAUCUGACGCGGCGCAUGGCGAAAGAAUAUCUCUUGAAAUCCAUGCAUUGUGAUGUGGAUGUUUCACAUCUCAUUGGAUUUGCAGCUGCACGCGAGGGGGAGCUGACAUAUUUCCACGUGUCUCGUUUUCCUGCUGUCUUCUCUUACACCCUCUCCCGGCACUACAGUAUUGAUUGUAUCUGGGUUACACACCUCAAACAGAGGGUAGGGGGGCCGUGUCAGUCCCUGGGACAUAGCUGAUCUUGUUAAAAAAAAAAAAGAGGAGAGUAGUAUUAUACUCUCAGUUUUACUGUGGAAAGGUUUGCUUUAAGUGGAGCCCAAGUAGGCGAUGCCAUUCUUUGAGACAAAGAGACAUUUUUGGUCCCUGAAACCAGAAAGAGAUUAAGAAUCUCUGCUUUAUAUAACCAUGUAUUCACUGUCAGUUUGAAAAUACAGCUCUGGUGCAGUGAAAGGAAGGACAGAAUAGAGGCAGGCUACUGAGGGACAGUGGGUGUUACAGGUCAAGGCAGUUAUGCUAUUAUGAAGCUAUGCUUUUUUUCCCCCAUCUCCUCCUUUACGCAUUCUCUUUGUGUGUGUGUGUGUGUGUGUGUGUGUGUGUGGUUUGUUUACUGUGAUGACAGAAAAAUGAACCCGUGCCAGGAGACAUGCAAACGUUCACACGUUGAGCAAGACACACAGGCAGCACUAGUGUUAGCAUAUAUGAGCAAUAAAAAGGGGUUUUCGUCCCAACGUGAGAGAUUCAGCUGAAAAACAGCAUCCUACAGUCUUUCCCUCGCAGCUGUCGCAUUUUUUUGCUGUCUGCUUUUUUUUCUCUCCACCUGUUGUGUUUUGAAGUAAAUGCACGCUUGAAUCCCUCUUAUUAUCUGCUAUUAGCUUGUUCGCACGUCUCGUGUGCUAUACGUGGAAACUUUCUGACAGGUCAAAGGUUGUUUAGAUGGGGAUUUAUGAUCGCUCAAAAUCCACUUUCCUUAUCCUCCAGGCAGGCGUCGAGGCACGCUGCCAACAGAAUUUAUAUCCAUAAAUCUGGUUUCUAGCCUGCAUAUAUGAUGAAUUUCUUCUUGUGGGCCUGUGGGAAAAUCUGCGAGGCCGUACAAAGAAAAAAAACGUAAUAUGAACAGGACAAACGAUUUGUUGAUCUAAUUUUGGCAGCUAUUGUAAUUAGUGUUUGAUUUGUCGUGUCGUGAUUGAUGAAAAGCAAUUCCUUGUGUUUUGAAAUGUUUUGGUGUUGUGCGGCUAAGAAAGGAAUACUGAUUAGAGAGCUGCGGCCUGCAUCCUUCAGAUCGCUAUUGGAGGAUAUCUGUGCGGAUGAACGAUGCUAGGAAUGCGCUGCAUCGGCUUCAAGCAACAAUGCACAAGUAGAAUCACAUUUCACUGGCGAAAUCUGUAAAAAACUAAAUCUUUACAUACUAAAGUAUCUCAUACCUCUGUGAAGUUCAGCUCAGCAAGGCCAGAAAUGCUCACUUGCUGGCCCCUCCCUGGUGGUCAUGAAGUUUUGAUUUACAGCAGUCACUGGGGAUUUUUCCAAGGUAACGCAUGUAGCUCUUUGCACAAGGUGUAUGCUGGUUAUUUAAAAGGUAAGCAUGCUAAUCCUAACGCAGCAGUGAUGGUAUUUUAUCCCCUCAAACACAUAAUUUUCUUUUUAUCUGGCUGCCUGAUUUCUAUUUUCGAGGGAGGUAAUUUAAAGUAAUCACUCAAAAUUUGGGGAAUAGCAUAUUAGCAUUCGUGCCAAGAGUUAGAUGAGAAAAUUGAUAACACUCCUGUGUUUGUCUGGUAAAUAUAAGGCAACAGCCAGCAGCCAGUUAGCUCAACGUUGCAUGAAGAAUGAAAAUGAGGAAACUAGCCUUGGUUUGUCCAAAGGUAACAAUCGCCACCCAACGGCGUCUCUAAACCGCAGCAGUUAACAUCCCAUUUGUUUAAUCCUUAAACAAGCCAAAGGAUUAAGACUGUCAUAUGUAGUGGGUUAUAUCGCUGAUGUAACUUCCUGGAUCAGGUGGUGAGCCGACACCUUGUAUAGAUAAGGCUUCAUCUCAUUGUUUUUAGUUGUUGUUGUUUUUGUACAUAUCUAAGAUACAUGAUGUGUGUUUUUACUGAUAGUGGCUACAUUAUUAACCUGUUUACCGUUAGCUAUAUGGUGUAGAGGUUGCCGAACAUAUGAAAACUCCCUGGUUCAAGACCAGGAGGAAAUACCAACCCAGCCUAAGAGAAGACACAGGCUAGUGUACUCCCAGUGCUGGUCCAAAGCCUAGAUAAAUGGGGUCAUUGUGUCAGGAAGGGAAUCCAGUGUAAAAUUACAGUGCAGCCCUCCUGAGCCGGGCUCUGCCAGAGGUUUCUUCUUGGUAAAGGGAUUUUUUUCCUUCCCACUGUUGCCAAGUGCUUGCUCAUAGGGGGCCGUCUCUGUAUUACUGCAGGGUCUUUACCUUACAAUACAAAGCACCAUAUGAUGGCUGUGGUCGUGAUUAUGUUGUGCUAUAUAAACUGAAAUGAACUGAAAUUGAAAAUGUGUGCUAAACCAAAGGUGUGGAAUCAUCUGCUGUGACGACCUCUUAUAGGAAGUAAAGGAGUGUCUGAAAGUACUGAUAGUAAUAUUUGCUGGUUUGUUGACUUUGUUUUCCCUUUAACAAAGCAGUGGGAGGGUUUUACGCUGGGCCCACAGUAUUGCAGUAGCACUACCAUAA
This is a messenger RNA of Oreochromis niloticus (Nile tilapia), 5657 nucleotides long. RefSeq names its product leucine rich repeat transmembrane neuronal 4 like 2 (gene lrrtm4l2). Gene Ontology annotation, molecular function: protein binding. Bases 309 to 1916 code for a protein of 535 amino acids. NCBI's taxonomy places the organism in Eukaryota, Metazoa, Chordata, Actinopteri, Cichliformes, Cichlidae. The record is from RefSeq and is a predicted model, not a curated record. The transcript is spliced from 2 exons.